Messenger RNA from Zingiber officinale, 2309 nucleotides. Its product is annotated as phosphatidylinositol/phosphatidylcholine transfer protein SFH9-like. The coding region runs from base 245 to 1978 and encodes 577 amino acids. The record is from RefSeq and is a predicted model, not a curated record. The transcript has 13 exons. NCBI's taxonomy places the organism in Eukaryota, Viridiplantae, Streptophyta, Magnoliopsida, Zingiberales, Zingiberaceae.
AUUUAUUUCUAUCGUUUGGCUCGAUUUGUUCGUGGCGACGGCGCGAUUUGGCGCCCACGUGAAACUCUCCUCCGGCGCACGUCACGUCUGACUACACCGAUCCAAUUCCAUGGCGAAGAAGAAAUAGGAAUUGAGAAUUGAUUCGAUCGCCCACCGAUCGAUUCGGAGGUGGAAGAAGAGCGGAGCAGGUGGAGUUUGGAAUCGGCCAGAGAGGAAUUGAUUGAAAUUGAAAAAGGGGGGAAAAAUGAUCGCCUCUUCAUCGAAGAUAAGCAGCGCCUCCGGGGAGGGCGUGAGGAAGCGAAGCAGAGGGAAGCGGGUCGAGGCGCCGGCGCCGGCGCUGGCGCUGGCUCCGGCAGCGGAUGAGGAGAGCACCGUGGAGGCGUUUCGGACCGCUCUUCUCGAUCGGAAUCUGCUGCCGCACCGCCACGACGAUUAUCACACCAUGAGGCGAUUUUUGAAGGCACGCGGAUUUAAUAUUGAAAAAGCUAUUCAAAUGUGGACAGAGAUGAUUAAGUGGAGGAUGGACUUUAGUACUGAUACUAUUUUACAAGACUUCUUGUUCACUGAAUUAGAUGAAGUUCUUAAUUGCUAUCCACAUGGUUUUCAUGGUGUGGACAAAGAAGGUAGACCUGUGUAUAUAGAAAGACUUGGAAAAGUUGACCCCAACAAACUUCUUUCUGUCACUAGUGUUGAAAGAUUUAUAAAGUACCAUGUUCAGGGCAUAGAGAAGGUCCUUGCUGAAAAAUACCCAGCAUGCUCUGUUGCAUCUGGAAGACAUAUAGAUACAAUGACAACAAUUUUAGAUGUACAAGGAGUGAACUGGUUAAGUGUUGGCAAGUUAGCUCGCGACGUUGUACUGAAAAUUCAGAAAAUUGACAGUGACAAUUACCCAGAGAUACUGUAUAAGUUGUUCAUUGUUAAUGCUGGAAGUGGUUUCAGAUUACUUUGGAACACCAUCAAAGGCUUAAUUGAUCCAAGGACAUCAGCAAAGAUAGUGGUACUUGGAGAUGCAUACCAGAAUACACUACUUGAAUUAAUUGAGAUGAGUCAACUACCUGAUUUUCUUGGUGGUUCUUGCACUUGCUCAAAAGAGGGAGGCUGCCUUAGAUCCAAUAAAGGUCCAUGGAGCAACCCUGAUAUAAUGAAAGUAAGAACAUUGGAUGUAGUUCAUUCAGGUAGCUUAAGCACAAGAAGUCGCAGCAGUUCAUUUGGUGAGAAAAGGCUGGUUCGCCAGGUUGCAAUGUCCAAAAACAACAACAGUCAAUCGGAAUCAGGUUUUAAAGAUAUGGGCUUUCCUAUUCAGUCUGUCUCCCAACUGGAUCAACAUUCAAUUCCAGAGCAUGAAAAUCAAUCGCCAAUCAAGCCAAAUGAGGAUGAAGCUUCCAACAGCUUAUCUAGCCAAACCAAAUCCUCUAGAUCUGGAGAUGGUCCAACUAAUAAUUCCACAUCAAAGUACUCUUCCUCGUCAUCAUCAUCGUCAUCAUCUUCAUCAUCAUCUUCCAAUUUCUUUAUAUUAGUGAUAGGAGCUGUCAGCAACUUCAUUAAGAAAUUGCUUGCAAUUUUGUAUUUAUUUUGUCACCUAAGGAAUGGAGCAUUGACUCUUCUUAGCAUGUUGUUAUCGGAUCAUCAUAGAUUAGAACCAGCAAAAACAGAUUAUGUCAACCACCUGCCUACACAUGGAGUUGCAGCAAUCAAUGUUCUGCCAUACUUGGAGAGGCUGCAGAAGUUAGAAGAAUUAGUGAGUGAGAUAAACAAGAAACCUACAAGGAUCCCACAAGAUAAAGACAACAUGAUUUUGGAGUCGCUGAACCGUAUCCAGUCUAUAGAGCAUGACCUAAAGAAGACAAAGGAUGUUGUGAAAGUGACCUCACAGAAACAAGUUCAACUGGAAGAAUCACUGGAGAAUUUGAAAGAGACUGCUUUACAAAGCAAGUCAUGCUGGUUUAAGGAACCCAGAGCUUCCAGAGAUACAUUUUAAGCAAUUAUCCAUUGCGAAGCUAUUGUUCACAUUCCUCGGCGGUGACAACUUUCUUGGUAUCUUCGGUUGUUGGUCUGCUUUAACUAUUUGAUAGAGUGGAAGCAACACCACCUAUACGUACAUAGCAUAUGCUGAAUAUUAUACAGAAAGGUUUAUAGAGACAAGGAUGAUGAUAUCUUGAAACCUCUCUAGUUUGGUAGAAAAUACAGAGAGAAGUAUAACAUGUGCUCUCGAGAUAUAUAAUUUUUUUAUGUACUUAAUGCAAUUUUGGUCAGUUUUAUCAAAAAAGAUAUUGUUGAUUUCUACCUCAAUUUUCAAUUUAUAAACUUGA